UGUUUUCCAAAUUACAAAUAUUCUCAAAAUUCAGAAACCCUAAUUUUUCUUCAUUCAAUUUUUUUAAUUCUGCUUCAGUUUGCUUCAUCUUCUAAAUUUUAUCCCGUUCUUGAAUUAAAGUAGGAGAAUUCUCAGCGGCAGUAGUCUCGUCGUAAGGUGAAAAAUCCAUGGGUGAGUAAUCAUAAAAAGAGAAUUUGAGAAAAUAUUAAAUUUGGGGAUUUAGGGAUUUGAGAUUUGAGAUUUUUUUUUGGAUAGCUAGGUGGUCCACGUCAGCAUAUUGUUUUGCGUAAACAAACGGUCCGUUACAAAGAGGCGCUUAUGUGGGCCACUUUGAAAACAUCAGGCGUGUUUCUUUUCCAAAAAUGUUAUGAUGGGCUUCUUUAUACCUUUUUCAAAAUUGAAAUGAUAACGUGCACAGAAUUUUCUAAGCUAUCAUUUCCAUAUAUAGAUUCCUCAGACACUUUUAAAAACCACCUGAUUAACGGUCAAAUCCACGAAAUGCUACACUCAGGUCCUAACAUCAAUCAAAAAUGGCAGUGACCGGUAAUUCUAAUGUUCUUACUGUCUCAAGAUUGAAGAGAGAAGAUCAUAAGCAUACAAAACACGAUACCCACUUCUCCAAAUGGCAGGUUCUUAUUGGACCUAGUGAUUGGGAAGAUUAUUCCCGAGGUAAAGAGGGAGCUGCAAAAUACAGGGUUCAUAAUCUUCCUACAAGGUCAGAUCCUGGUUUAUAUGAGCUUGGCAUAGCAGUUUCUCGAUCUGAAUCGGUGCGUGGAGUUGGCAAGCUUCACCCAGAUGACAUAGCGGUGGUUUAUCUUGGUCAAGCCGAAAAUGUGAGGAGUAGACUCCAGCGAUAUGGGCGUUCAGGCGCUCAUUUGGGCAAUCGAUAUUUAACUGCUCAAUUGAAUGACUCUAAAGCUGAUUUUGAUCGAAACGGAGUUGGUUUGUUUGAGGAGAUAUUUUUAAGAGGCCACUCCAUUGUGUUUAGAUGGGCUCCUAUGAAAGAUAAGAAGAAUGCUGAGAAAACAGAAGCACAGCUGCUCGAAACAUUCGACUAUGCAUGGAACAAAGGUAGCAAUGGUGUACGUCGUCCAAAUGAUAUCCUUCAGAAACUUAGCAAAACUGCAUCAACUAGUAGCAGACUUUCAAGUAUUUCCAAAAGGUUUCUAUUUAUACAUCCGACUCGAGUGGGGAUCAAAAUAGAAUCAAACAAGUCAUUUCCACCACCAAAACCUAGUGUUCCUCCUGUUGAUAAGGAAAGCAAGAGUUUUCUCUAUGGUAUUUUCAAAUUUAGCAGAUCACAGCCAAGAUUAGUUUCAGAAAAAUGUGGCAAUACCGAUGAGGAGCUCGGUCCAAAAUGUAAAUUCAUAAUGAGUGAUGCUGUGCCUUGUAGAAGGCCACCAGUUAAGGGGAGAAAGAGAUGUGAAGAACACAAAGGAAUGAGAAAUUACGUACCGAAUAAUCGCUCAAAAUCCGUCAUUUCAGAAGGUAAAUCAGAUUAUGAUCAGGAUCUGAACUGUACUACAUGUAGAGUAAAUUUAGGUGAUGGAAAUUUCUGCAAGAAGCAAGCAGUCACAGGAAGAAAAAGAUGUGAAGAACAUAAAGGGAUGAGGAUCAAGGCUAAUAAUUCUUCUUCUUCAAGGGUUGGGACACUGUCAUGUGGAGUUGCAUUACAGAAUGGGUCAGUGUGCAUGAAAUCUCCAGUUCAAGGAAGAAAAAGAUGUGAGCAGCACAAGGGAAUGAGAGUUCCAACUCAUAAUAUACAUUGACCAAUAACAUCAGAAAUUAAAGUCUAAUUUUAAGUUACAAAUUUGUAACAAGGGCCUUAACUUAAUAUGUUUGUGUUAUGAUGAUUAUAUAUUUUAUUGUUCAAGAAUUGUUUGUACUAUGUUGCUCAAUAAAUUAAUUUGGUUUAUUCAGUCA
This is a messenger RNA of Mercurialis annua (annual mercury), 1923 nucleotides long. RefSeq names its product protein EFFECTOR OF TRANSCRIPTION 2-like. The record is from RefSeq and is a predicted model, not a curated record. Gene Ontology annotation, molecular function: DNA binding. The transcript has 3 exons. NCBI's taxonomy places the organism in Eukaryota, Viridiplantae, Streptophyta, Magnoliopsida, Malpighiales, Euphorbiaceae. Gene Ontology annotation, biological process: regulation of DNA-templated transcription. Bases 531 to 1769 code for a protein of 412 amino acids.